AUGCCAGAGGGUUACUUCAAACACAUGAAGACCAGAGUUGACUUUCUAGACAAAGAAAACUACGUGGGCAAGUUCACUUUGGUUGAGGGAGACGCACUUGGUCACGAGCUUGAAAAGGGUGAUGUUAUACUUAAAGAAGAGGAUAUUAAAGCAACCUUGGAACAUACCAUGGGACUCUACAAGUCUUGUGCGGAUUACCUGAUUGCCAAUCCUCAUAUUUGUGUCUAA
This is a messenger RNA of Olea europaea var. sylvestris, 228 nucleotides long. RefSeq names its product major allergen Pru ar 1-like. Gene Ontology annotation, biological process: abscisic acid-activated signaling pathway. The coding region runs from base 1 to 228 and encodes 75 amino acids. The record is from RefSeq and is a predicted model, not a curated record. The transcript is spliced from 2 exons. Gene Ontology annotation, cellular component: nucleus; cytoplasm. NCBI's taxonomy places the organism in Eukaryota, Viridiplantae, Streptophyta, Magnoliopsida, Lamiales, Oleaceae. Gene Ontology annotation, molecular function: abscisic acid binding; protein phosphatase inhibitor activity; signaling receptor activity.